GCGGAGGGCACGCAGGCCGCCAUGGGGGACUGGAAGGGCUACAUCAGCGCCGUGCUGCGGGACCAGCGCAUCGACGACGUGGCCAUCGUGGGCCACUCGGACAACCGCUGCGUGUGGGCCUCCCGCCCCGGGGGCCUGCUGGCCGCCAUCUCCCCGCAGGAGGUGGGCGUGCUCACGGGCCCCGACCGCGAAUCCUUCCUGCACGCCGGCCUGAGCGUGGCGGGCCGCCGCUGCUGCGUCAUCCGCGACUUCCUGCUGGCCGACGGCGACGGCGUGCUGGACGCCCGCACCAAGGGGCUGGACGGGCGCGCCGUGUGCGUGGGCCACGCGCCGCGCGCGCUGCUGGUGCUGCUGGGCCGGCGCGGGGUGCACGGCGGCGUGCUCAACAAGACGGCGCACGACCUGAUCCGCGGGCUCGGCGUGCAGAGCGGGUAG
Messenger RNA from Perognathus longimembris pacificus (Pacific pocket mouse), 435 nucleotides. RefSeq names its product profilin 3 (gene Pfn3). Gene Ontology annotation, cellular component: cytoplasm. The record is from RefSeq and is a predicted model, not a curated record. Gene Ontology annotation, biological process: positive regulation of actin filament bundle assembly; actin cytoskeleton organization; regulation of actin filament polymerization. The transcript has a single exon. Lineage: Eukaryota; Metazoa; Chordata; Mammalia; Rodentia; Heteromyidae. Bases 22 to 435 code for a protein of 137 amino acids. Gene Ontology annotation, molecular function: actin binding.